Molecule: messenger RNA, 506 nt
Organism: Spodoptera frugiperda (fall armyworm)
Lineage: Eukaryota; Metazoa; Arthropoda; Insecta; Lepidoptera; Noctuidae
Product: cuticle protein 16.5-like
Exons: 2
Coding region: 140-424 (94 amino acids)
Source: RefSeq, a predicted model, not a curated record
CGUGUCGACCAAUGCCAGAGCGUUACUGAGGAUAGUCAGUUGCAACACCAUUGGCCGCUGGUACGUAUAAAAUGGUCUGAUGAACAGGUAAAAGGCACGAGUCCUGUUUUAGCAGUACAAGCAAGAUAACCUAACCAAGAUGAUGAAACUUAUUGUUGUUCUCGCCGCGCUAGUCGCCAUCUCUGCUGCCAAGCCUGCCUUGGUGGAAGCACCUUUAGUGGCUGCGGCCCCAGCAGCAGUUGUCACUGCCACCAGCUCGCAGUACUUCCACCGCGUCAACAAUGGACUAGCCGCCUACGUCGCUUCUCCUGCCGCCUACGUCGCUUCUCCUGCCGCCUACGUCGCUUCUGCUGCUGCGCCCUACGUAGCUGCGCCUUACGUCGCUUCUCCCUACGCAGCUUCAGCCCCUCUCGUUGCCGUUUAAACCAACUGACCUUGCUCUGUGAUUCCCUUAUGUGAUAUCAAUAUGACAAUUGUUGCAAAAUUAAAGAUGUUUUGAAGAGUUA